GCGAAGACGAGCGGCGAGAAAGAGCGAAGAUGCCGUGCCUCAUCCUCUCCACCAACGUCAGCCUCGACGGCGUCGACACCUCGGUCAUCUUCUCCGAGGUCACCAAGGCCGUCGCUAAGAUCAUGGGCAAGCCCGAAGCCUACGUGAUGGUGGUGCUGAAGGCUUCGGUUCCCAUUUCCUUCGGCGGAUCGGAGCAGCCCGCUGCGUACGGGGAGCUCGUCUCCGUCGGCUUCCUGAGCCCCGACGUCAACAAGAAUCUGAGCGCCGCCGUGUCCUCCGUCCUCGAGACCAAGUUGUCCGUCCCCAAAUCCCGCUUCUUCCUCAAAUUCUACGACAGCGAGGGCGCCAACAUGGGGUGGAACGGAACCACCUUCUAGAUCUUGAGCGGCAUUGAUGCAUAUGAUUUAACACGGUUUCUGUUCAGCUGCUACGAUCUUGAUAAGUAUGGCGUUUACUUUGAUUUAUCAGUAUGAAAUAAAAAAGAAUGUUCUGUAUCCGUUUGAUUUCUAUUCAUGCAUUAUUUUGCAUGAAGCAAUGCAGAGUAUACGGAAAUGGCUCAUUAAUUAUCA
Molecule: messenger RNA, 569 nt
Organism: Zingiber officinale
Lineage: Eukaryota; Viridiplantae; Streptophyta; Magnoliopsida; Zingiberales; Zingiberaceae
Product: macrophage migration inhibitory factor homolog
Exons: 3
Coding region: 30-377 (115 amino acids)
Molecular function (GO): phenylpyruvate tautomerase activity
Source: RefSeq, a predicted model, not a curated record